This is a messenger RNA of Coffea eugenioides, 995 nucleotides long. Its product is annotated as co-chaperone protein p23-1-like. Lineage: Eukaryota; Viridiplantae; Streptophyta; Magnoliopsida; Gentianales; Rubiaceae. The coding region runs from base 177 to 731 and encodes 184 amino acids. Gene Ontology annotation, molecular function: Hsp90 protein binding; protein-folding chaperone binding. Gene Ontology annotation, cellular component: cytosol; nucleus. The record is from RefSeq and is a predicted model, not a curated record. The transcript has 6 exons. Gene Ontology annotation, biological process: chaperone-mediated protein complex assembly; protein folding.
GUUGUGAAGGCGUACAGGAAAGCAUCUAGAGCUUUCCAGCUUCCACUGCUUUUCCUUCAAUAUUUACCCUUUUGCGUUUUCGCAAUUAUAAGUUCCCUCAACUCUUCAUUACUCAUCAUCCUCAUAACCUAGUUUAACAGUACAACUUCUCCUACCACAGAUCAACAAUAGCAAAGAUGAGCCGACAUCCUAUGGUAAAGUGGGCUCAGAGGUCUGACAGGUUGUUUAUAACUGUUGAGUUACCGGAUGCUAAUAAUGUGACACAUAAGCUAGAGCCAGAAGGAAAAUUUUUGUUUUCUGCCACAACUGGAGUAGAUAACACGCCUUAUGAAGUUGAAUUCGAUCUUUUUGACAAGGUCGAUGUAAAUGAGAGCAAAAUUAGUGCUACCUCCAGGAACAUUUGUUAUCUUGUAAAGAAGGCUGAGAAUAAAUGGUGGACUAGACUCUUAAAGCAGAGUGGAAAGCCUCCUAUCUUUCUGAAAGUUGAUUGGGACAAAUGGGUGGAUGAAGAUGAGCAAGACGAGAAAGUUGGAUCUGACAUGGAUUUUGGUGACUUUGACUUCUCGAAAUUAAAUAUGGGCGGAGGUGGAGAUUUUGAUGCUGAUAUUGCUGACAGGGAUGAAGGAGAUGAUGACAGUGACACGGAGGAUGAAAUUAAGGAAGAAGGAGCUGCAGCUAGUGGUGAACCACAUACAGCACCUGCUAGCAGUGAAUCAGAAACAAAAGCUUGAAAGGACGGGGAGGAGCAAGAAACUUGAGAGGAUCUGAGCAUGUCGGUCUUGGUUUUUUUAAAAUUUAUUUAGUCAUAUGACAUAUGCUGGGAUACGCCAUCGUUUGACAUGUUUAGCUUGUGUGCUUGUUAUGGUGUUUUGAAUAUAAUGAAUUUAGGCCUUUUAACAUGAAGUAGGCUUGUAUUAAUGUCACUAAUCCACUGUGGUUAUACUGCUUGUUAUACUCUUGAGAUCAUUAUCCACCUUCUUCCUUCUUCUGGCUCA